Mycena indigotica is the source of this 522-nucleotide messenger RNA. RefSeq lists its product as uncharacterized. The transcript has a single exon. Lineage: Eukaryota; Fungi; Basidiomycota; Agaricomycetes; Agaricales; Mycenaceae. The coding region runs from base 1 to 522 and encodes 173 amino acids. The record is from RefSeq and is a predicted model, not a curated record.
AUGGCCAACUUGGCCAACAUGACCUUCGUUGCUGACUUUGACCUCUUGCGAGAGGGCCGCAUCAAUAUCCGCGAUCAACCUUGGGCCCAGCCAGGUGGCCCUGCUCAGCAGGCCAUGGACCUUCAGCUCAAACGGUCAGAUGAGGAAAUUAACCGUUUGCAUAAUGAGAUUCAGCGGUUUUGGACCUGGAUGUACGAUGAAAGCCAAUUUCUGGAACGAUAUGAGGCACACCUCAGCCAAGUGGACAACAAUCCAUCUCUUGCCUACCAUGUUUACCUACAGCGCAUUGAGAGGGAGCACUUUGACGAGGUUCAUCGCCGACGCCUGCGAAAACUCAUUGGGCAUGGGCUGCCACCUUCAGCAGUGCAGUUAGGUGUCAGUGUUGAUUGCACACAACAUGCUCCUCCUGUCACAAGGCCAGCUUGUCAGCCCCCUCCUCCAACGGCAGAGGAAGAUUUAGAUGGUGAGGAUGGGCUACAAGACACUGGGCCACCCACCUGUUUAGCCCACAAAACACUGUGA